AUGUCUGUACGAACUCUAGUCAGACGCCUGCAGAGUUAUGUCAAUGGACGAGCAGAUGCAUUUACAAAAGAAGAUUUAGAAGCACUGAGAGUUAAUUUUCAACCAGCAUUUGAAUCUCAUGUUAUUCCUAACGGCAAAGUAGAAAAAUUUCCGGAACAGUAUGUUUGCCCCGGAAUAAACAGAGACAUGCUUAGCAAAGAAAGAUUCAAAGUUCAAGAAAUAAGUGAUUUUUCGAGUCGUGCCGUUCAAUCAUUCUUUAAUAAACUGCAUAUCGUCACAAGAAACCCCCCAGGAAUACUCGGCUCCCGCACCGAUGCUCUGGUUGAUGAUCUGCUGCGUCUUGUCGGACUGAAUGAUUAUCCUUUGCAGACUAUACAACGACUACCAUGUAAACUGAACAUCUUCAAUAAGCCUUGCGUUUCGGCAAAACCAGACUUUGUGGUAACCCAAGGAAAAUUAUCUGUAAUAAUUCAAGUAUAA
Acaulospora morrowiae is the source of this 480-nucleotide messenger RNA. The record is from the annotation of a GenBank genome assembly. NCBI's taxonomy places the organism in Eukaryota, Fungi, Glomeromycota, Glomeromycetes, Diversisporales, Acaulosporaceae.